CCGGAGGGGCGGAACAAGAACGUAACCAUCAAAGAAUGUACCCUGGAGAGUGAUCUAUACGCCAUCGGCUUCCGGCGGUAUCAUUUCCUGGGGGAAACAGAUGAGAAGUAACCCCUCCUGGACAGCGCCUUCGAGGAAACAGGAGGUAGCUUCCGAGGGCCUCGCAUUUUGUACUUAGGAAUUUUUGCAUUUUUGAUGUUAUUCCGAUUCUCAUAUUUGACCCCUCGACCUUACUUUCCUGUGUUGCCUUGCAGGUAUUCCGGUGUCUAAGAUGAAUGUGAAAGGCUUUGUCGGGCUGAAGAAGAAAUCUGCCAAAGAGCCGAAGAAGAAAGAGGCGGGUCUCCAGAAGACCGUUGAUGAAAUCUUGCCGAGGGGUUCUGGGCCCUCGACUUUAUCUGCUAAUGAGGUCGCCGGUGCUGCCAAGAGGAAAGCAGCCAGCAAGGACGUUGCCCCCUUUGACAAGAAGGCGAAGAAGCAGGAGACCGGGAAGAAGGCUCCCCCGGUCUUGAUAGUCGAUGAUCAGCCGACUUCCGAGCCUCUGGUUGUGGCGGCCUCGGCUUCGGUUGAAGCUCCAUCGGGAGACUCCCCCUGGAGACGGUCGACCCGAAGGCGUUUUUGAGGGGCAUCACUGCGGUCUGCGGGGAUGGAUAGGUCAGCCCUCGGCGCUUAUGACGAUGACGCCCUCGAAGAGUAGAUCCUCCGGUCUUCCUUGACUGCCUGCAUUGCCCUCGGCGAGCAGUCCCGGAGGUUAGAGGAGUGGCGCCUUCACAAGGCCGAGCAGGAUGAGAAGAUGAAGCUGCUCAUCCAUCAGAAUUCUGAUGUCGUAAAGCAGAUGGCCCAGCUGGAGGAGAGCCUUCGGCAGAUGGAGCUGCAACUGGAGGCAGCUAACCGGAGCAAGGCCGAAGCUGAGAGGUCCGCUGCUGAGGCCAUCAAGAAGGCCGCUGAGGAGGCCGAGGCCACCAAGGCGGAGGCCGUCGCCAAGGCGCGGGAGGGUGCCAUCUGCGGGUAUCUGGAGGAGGGGUGGAAGGCUGAGGGACGCAAGCAGUGGUUGUCCUCGGUUGUGGAGGCGUCCGUUGAUGAGUGGUGUGAGGGCCCCAGUGUGGAGUGGUUGGCCCGAAAGGGCAAAGAAUAUUACGAUGGGGGCAAGUUCUUUACUCAGGCCCUCAUCUACCGGAGGAUGGCCCGGCACUUGAAAAUGGAGCCUAAAGACUUUGAUCCGGCAGCAUACGGCCUUCCUCCCCUGCAGCCAGAUGUUCGCGUGCCCCUUCCCCCAGAUGUUGAGAGGCCAGACUUGGAGGAUUCAGAACUGAUGAAGGAGGCCGAGGGCAAAGGAGAGACCGGAGGGGACAUCUCCUCGAAGCCAUCCGAAGAGGACGUCGAAGUUGUUUGAUGUGUAACCCGUAUUUGUCUAAUUUUAAACUGUCUUUGUAAUGUGAACAUCUCAUAGCUUUUGGCUUCGGCCUGUAUGUAUCCGACACCUCUCGAUAUUACUUCAUGAUUUCUGAAUGGAUGAAUGCCUGCCUUUGGGCCUCUUGUUU
Cuscuta europaea is the source of this 1538-nucleotide messenger RNA. The record is from the annotation of a GenBank genome assembly. Lineage: Eukaryota; Viridiplantae; Streptophyta; Magnoliopsida; Solanales; Convolvulaceae.